ACACAUCUCUAGAUUUUUUCUCUUGAAAGUUUAACUUCUAAUAAUAUUCAUAUUUGAGUUAAAAAUAGGAAACAUUUCAUCAUUAAAAUAUUAAAAAUCAGUGCAUAAGAACAUUAUUAAAAAGGUGAAUUUGGAAAUUUCGUCGAAAGCGACGUAUUCUCAACAAAAAACUUAAAAUUCACCGCUACAUUUAUUUUUAUUUGUUCUUUUAACCGUGAGUGAAAAAAAUGCCGCGAAAACGAGCUUCGGGAUCAUCGCCUGAUAAACCGAAUCCUACACCUCGUCGAAAUACUCGUCGGGGUCGAAACAAAUCUGAAGAGCCCGAGGAAGUUCCAGCAGAAAUUCCUCGUCAUUUAUUAAGAGGCUCCGAUGAAUCUUCAGAAGAAUCAGAUAAUGAUUCGGAUUACGGAAGUCCAAAAAAGGGACGUGGUCGAGCAAGAGGUCGGGGCCGUAAGGCAAAGGAACCGGCAGUUACGACUGAGACGCCAGUUCAACGACCACGUCGGGGAAGAAAAACUGCUGCUGCUGCUGCUGCAAGUACAACUAUAACGACAGUAAGAGAACCAUCACCAGACCAUGCUGAUCAUUCACAAUCAACACAGGAAACUGGUGAGACAACAACAGAAAAUGAAGCAUCGGAACCGUCAUCAACUGUUAAGCCAACACAAGAACAAGGAAGUGAAAGUGCUGCCGCCGAUUAUGUCUUAAUUGAAUCCUCACCAGUCGAAAUAAAUGAAACAUCAUCCGAACCAGUCACUCACGACAACGAUCCAGGAAAGGUAAGUGAAGUAACAAUUGAACAGGAUUCUUAUAAUGACCAAGCGCCUGUUGAACAAGAAGAAGACGGAAGUAAAGAAAAUGAUGUUGAGACUGGUCGUGAAAGUGUUGACAAUGUUAAAGAUACGAGUGAAGUUGUGGUCGAGAAAAAGGACUCGCCAUCGAUUGAGCCUGAGAGAAUUGAAAUCGAAACUGAGCCAAUAGAAGAAGAUGCACCAGAAUCGUCUGCAAAUCAAAGUGAAUCGCGUUCAAACUCAUCUGAAAAAGAAGUUUAUAAAAAGAAUCGAAGACGUUCUCGAUCAAGUUCCGGAGAAAUUCCUGAAGAGUCAAUGGAAGUUGUUGAAGAGAGUAAAGAAAGAAUUUCUCAUGAGCCGGAGAAAAAGAAGGAAACAACACCAGAAGUGAAGAAAACGGUCGAGGAGAAACCUUUUCAACGUAAACGAAAGUGGACUGCAAGAAAGACUGACGAUCAACCAGUUAUUGCGAUCACAACUGAUUCUUUAAAGACAAUUAUUUCAGAAGAAGUUAAGCCAGUUCCACUUAGUGAUGUGAAGCUUCUCACUCCAUCACCUGAUCGAGAACCAGAAGAAAAACGUUUACGUACAAAGUCAACAGCUGACGAUAAAGACGCUAAAAAGAAACUUCUUAAAGAAAGAUUAAGAAAGCAAGAAGAGGAAGAAGAGCGAAGGAACGAAAUGCUUGUCAAAGCUAUUGACAAGACUCAAGCAUCAUCGAAUGGCGCAACAGCAUCGAAUGGAACUGCUGUCUUGUUAAAAGAUCGUAAAAUUUCAAUGAUUCUUGACGAUUCAACAUCAGCGCAACCGCCAUCGCCACCGAAAAAUGAAAGCUCAAACAUUCUUUACAUUACAAACUUAGUGCGACCAUUUACACUUCUUCAAUUGAAGCAUUUGUUGCUAAGAACGGGAAAGAUUGUCGAGAAUGGAUUUUGGAUUGAUAAAAUAAAGUCAAAAUGUUAUGUGAAAUAUGAAACUGAAGAUGAGGCAAGUGAAACUCGACACGCAUUGCAUGGUGUCACAUGGCCAUCGUCAAAUCCAAAAUGUUUAAAUGUUGACUUUGGAAAGGAGGAAGACAUGGAAAAAGCAAUUUUAUCAACUUUAGACGAUUUUCCAAGAAUUCAAAUAACAACAGAGAAUCGCAGUGCGAAGGAAGAGAAGGAUUUUGGAUGGAGUAAAGAUCCAUAUAAGACAUCGAGCGUUGAGGAUCGUUCAAGGCCUUCUCAUAACCGCCCGGUUCGUGAAUGGGAUGUUGGCAAAAAAGACAAAGAGGAAUAUGAGCGUGAGGAUCGUGACAGAAGUCGUCGACGACGUUCAUCAGAGCGUGAAAAUCGUCGUGAGAAGGAUCACAUCAAGAAGGAAGAAAGACCUGAACGACGUCGUAGUUUAAGUGAAUCUCCAGGUCGCAAAGUUGAAAAAAUUGAAGGUGAUUCGCAGCCAGUUCGUCUCUUGGAUGAUUUGUUCAGAAAGACCAAAGCAAUUCCAUGUAUUUACUGGCUUCCUUUAUCAGCUGAACAAAUCGUUGAAAAAGAGGAACAACGUCAAAAGAACCUCGCCGAACAUGAGCGUCGCAUGGAAGAAGUUCGCAAGCAACGUGAAGAAAGAAUGCGUGAACGUAGACGUUCAAAUUCGCGUGACCGACGUAGAGAACGUAGUCGUGACAGACGUAGAAGAUCAGUUUCACGUGAUCGUAGAUAUAACCGACGUUAAAAUUCUUUUCUAUUUUCCCCUUAAGAAUUUUCUUCUCCCCUUUUUUAAAUUAAUGAUUUUCCUUAUUUUUUUUUCUUGUAAUCAAAUCCAAAGAGAAAGAAAAUAUUCUUUUGGAUGACAUUUUGUUUCCUUCAUUUUCAAUUAAUAUUCAGAAUUAGGAAAGAAAAAAAACAAACUUUCAUGUCACACUUUCACACACACACAAAGAUUAAAGUGACAACUCAUCUUAACAGCUCGAUUGAUCAAAAACAAGUCAGUUGUAAGCUUUGUUAACAAAACAAUUUUAUUGGAAUAAUUAUUAUUUGCUUGCUUUUUCAUGCUUUUCUUCAUUUCUUUCUUUCUCUUUCUUCUGCACCAGAAACAAUUCUUAAAUAGCCAAUAAGAAAUAAUAAUUUGAGUGUUUUGUUGUGUAAAAGGAGGAAGUGUAGCUCUUAGUCUCGUUAAUUUUAUGAAAUGCUCCCCCCCAAUCAACCACAUACAAAAAUGGCAGAUGAUUUGAGUUAAAAAUAUAAGAAAAAGAGAUGGAAGUCAAUGAAAGGCGCAAUUCAUCAUCAUUUAAGUGGAUUGAAGAUAUUUGAAUAAAAAUAAAUCUUUGUAAUGAAAAGUAUUCGCUCGUUCGAUGGAUUUACUUCGAUUAUCAUCGUGGGAUUAAAUAAAUGAGAAGAAAUGCAAACUUUAAUAACAAUUGGUAACAAAACAAUGAAAUGGAUUCGAUAAAAUGAUAUGAUUGAAGAACACAAAUUAGAAAUGGAUAAAAAAUAAAAUAAUUAAUCU
Messenger RNA from Clunio marinus, 3275 nucleotides. The record is from the annotation of a GenBank genome assembly. Lineage: Eukaryota; Metazoa; Arthropoda; Insecta; Diptera; Chironomidae.